Phyllopteryx taeniolatus (common seadragon) is the source of this 4011-nucleotide messenger RNA. It is a transcript of the gene tp53inp2b, whose product is annotated as tumor protein p53-inducible nuclear protein 2. Gene Ontology annotation, cellular component: nucleus; autophagosome. The record is from RefSeq and is a predicted model, not a curated record. The transcript is spliced from 4 exons. The coding region runs from base 510 to 1445 and encodes 311 amino acids. NCBI's taxonomy places the organism in Eukaryota, Metazoa, Chordata, Actinopteri, Syngnathiformes, Syngnathidae. Gene Ontology annotation, biological process: positive regulation of DNA-templated transcription; autophagosome assembly.
UCAGCUGUUUUGUACGUUCUACAUACUGAUCUGAGGAUCAGCUGGACGCAGCAAUAAACAGGAGGCCAAACGAUCGGAGAGGCUCUAAAAGCUGCAGAUGUUAUGAUCUGAAACAUCGGUGUAAUAUUUUUACACCAAAGCCCUUCUUCUGAGAAGAAAGCCUUUUAUUUUUGAUACGAUGGUGUUUUAACUACCUCUCUUAAAGGCUAUUUAAAGCUAUGCUUUAAGAAUUGUCGUUCCUACUGUGUGUGAUCUCGUUUACAACUUGAAUAUUGCAAAGGCAGGCCUUUGCUUCAAACCAAGUGAAACCUUACAUUUGCACGACUGAAGCCCACCCUCCCCUUGUCCAAACCAAGAUAACCGCUAAGGGCUCAGAUUGAAAGCAAAGUCAAAUAAUAAUAACAUACAGCUACAAGUCCUACCUUAAAAACUAAUACCAUUCAAAGGCAGCUACAGCUUCUUUCCCUUUUUUUUGUUAAUCAAUUUUAAAAAAUUAAGGCCAAGCCGUCAUGUUUCAACGUCUGAGCAACUUGCUGUUUGGGCAAGUAGAAGAAGUGGCAUCUGAGCUGAAGGGACCUAAUCCCUGCGUGACAGAGGCCGACGAAGAAGGAUGGAUGCUUGUCAACCUGUCUGAUGAAUCUGGCUGCAUGAUGCAGGCUGACGAUGAGACACAGGCCCAACUUCUAAUUGCACAUCCAUUUCCAGACAGUAACCAAUCAAACCUUGAAGACACUCAUACACGGACCCAAUGCCAAACUUCUAUUCCCUGCCCACCAAACAAGCGACGGAGGACACGUAGUGGCCGCACGCAAGGGGCAUUAUUAUUGCCGGACCCCGUGGCUAGUCCAAACCCAUCAAACACGGGUGUCACUACAUUGUCGAGACGGGCCGGACUGUCCGCAGCCUCCUCCACCCAGUCGACCUCCCCUGCUGGGAGCGAGUGUGGGGGGAGCGGGGAUAGCAGUAGGGCAGGCUCAGAGAGAGGCUGCAUGGAUGAGAGCUGGUUUGUCACCCCUCCCCCCUGUUUCACUGCAGAAGGAGCCACGGCAGAGGCCAGCCCGAUGGAGGACCUGCUCAUCGAGCACCCCAGCAUGUCUGUGUAUGUCUCGCCAAGCAACCUGUCCAUGGUCUCCAACAGCAACCUCUCCGUGGUGGGCGAGGAAAGCAUUGUGAGCAUGACGAGCAGCGUGAGAGUGGCUGAGCCAGCUGCUGCUCCGCCCACUCACACCCCUGGGCCAUUCAGGGUGAGUUUUGGACCUCAUGUCCAGCCUAAGGUUGCCCAAGUGGCCAGAGUCCAGCGUAGCAAAGCUCGCAUCGAGAGGCGCCAACUGAGCCGCAACCGCAUCCAACGCCAAAAUCGCACCAGGGAGCAGAUUCCUCGCCACGCAAGUCACGCUCGAAACACCUUCCUGCACCAGCCAAGCAAGCGUAACUUCUGCCACUAGACCCCAAGAAAAUGGGGGGCAUUGUUUACUCUUGAGGGCAUUACAAGAGCAUAGUCAGCUUAACACGCAUUCAGUGCAUUUAAGCAUCUGGGUUAUUUUCGGCACAUUCUGUCUCAUUGAAUUUUUAGUAUCGACAAAUUGGAUUUUCCCUAUUCUGCUAUUAAGCCCUCAGAGUAAAUCUGAAUAGAACUUAACUAUACAUUUCUGCGGUGCCCAAACAACAACAAAAACAAAACAAAAAAAUAGCUAUUCAUUUUCUCUUCUUUCGUAAAAUAUCUUGGACUCUUUCCCAAGGUGUGUUUGGUUGAACCAUAACCAAAUUACAACCCUGACAUCAAUUACAAUACAUUGGUGAACUUCAUGACAGUAAUUUUACAUUAAUAAGCGAUCUUCUCUGACUGAACAGAAAAGAAAAUUGUGGGAACUUUGUGGAGCUGCGACAUGGCUUAACUGUAUUUACAGAGAAAGCAGCUCAUCAUUUCCUUUAUGUUACGUUAAUACGUCCACAUGAAACUGAAAAAAUGGGAUGGAAAUACCGUGUGUGUUGAUGAUGAUGAUGAUGAUGAAAAGCACAGUAACAGGUUCAUGAAUGCAAGCGAAAUAAUUAGAAACAGGCCUUGUGUUUGGGUCACAUGAUAGGAUAGGAUACAGUAAGUGUAUCGAGCAGAAUUGAUGGUAUAGCUCUUUAUUUUGUUUUGUUGAUUUUAUAGUCUCUGCACAGUUACACCAAUAUCAAAUCUGUUCAUAAAGAGAAGGUCAAUCCAUUCAAAGUUGCUGGUUGCAAAUUGCACACCGCAUGAUAAUGAGCAUUAAAUUGUGCGAUCUGCCAGCGGAAGCAAUGUGCCCAGCGCACACCAGCCACAGUGUGUGCUGUGAUUCUCCCCAUUUACGAAACAAACAAACAAUAAAGGAAGAAUGAUGGUUUUAUACAUCAGCCCCUUUCUUUUUAAAAAAAAAAACAACAACUCUGAAGCAGUUUUUCACAUCUUUUGAACAUCAACACCCGCUGUUUGUUCCUGUAUGCACACCAAACUCUUAACAUUGUCCAAUUAGAGGUUCAGCUUCAUGAUAUGUAUUAAACAACAAUAGUAAACAAUGGUGCUGAAGUGUAAACUAAUGUUUGUAUAUUAUUGGAGACAUGGAUGUACGUUUGCACUGUCUUACAUUUUUGUGAGUCGAAAGUUUUAGCAGUGUGCUGUGUGCUUGUGUGUUUUCUUUUGUGACCCUUUCCCUUAUUUUUUGCUCCAAAACAUUCAUUAUGAUAGUCCUGUAUUAUUCCUGUAAAUAUUCUAAAAACAAACUUAUAGUACUCUGUUAGAUGUCAAAGCCUCUCAAGACCGAGUCCACACUUAUGAGUUCAGCGGGACUGCGGUGAAUCCUCUCUCUGCCUCGUUUCGGUGCUCCUUCUCAAUUUGCCAAGAUGGCAUUUUGCCCCAUUUUGAGUCACAUCUUAGUGAGGAGCACAAUGAAAAAUCACACCAGGCUCAAGAGUCAAUGUGGCAUAGGCUCACACUGCCUCCCAGGGCGUCAGUCCACUUGGACUCUCGUGAGGACAUUGACAUGGUUGUAAUACAGUCUAUACUGCUGUGUUCAAAAGAAAUUGUGGCAAACUGGUGAUGCUUUCACAAUGGAAUGAUGAAUGAGAGUGUUUUUAAACCAUCCAUCCAUGUAAUUGAUUUUUUUUUAUUUUAUUUACAAACCAAAAUCGUUUUGUUUCUCUAAGUAAUCAUGAAAGUCCAUGUUUUAUUAAAAUAUCUAUUAAUUUAUGAUGUUAUUCCCCCCCCCCCCCCCCCCCCUGUUUUCUAUAUUUGUGUUGUGCAGAGUAGACAUGAAAUGACACGCACAACUGAAUUCUUGAUUGUGGGUGGGUGUAUGUGUAUGCAUGCAAAAUGCAAAGAUCAAGCUGCAAAACUGUCCUGUUUAUUUAGAUUUUUAUCCUCACCUGUGUCAUAUAAGAAGGAAAUGUACUCUCAGUGUGUUGUGUGCAGCAUUGGAAAGUGUGCGUUCAGAGUAAAAGAUUUACAACUGUGUGGUGACAUAGUGGUCGUACUAUGUGUUGAACACUUAAGAUGAAAGCAAGUGGACAGGUGAAUGAUGAGGCAGGAGACAGUUUAUAUUGAAAGAAAUCAAAUGAUGUAUCUUAUCAUAACACAAUAUGCUUGUAUUUUCCUGGUCUAGUAAUUAGCGCUGGGUUGUUUAAAUGAAAAACAUUGAAUGUCUGGGGAGCUUCUGAUGUUUAUGUUGUGCCCUGAAAUGAUGGCAGCUUACCAACACAUGGGGUUUGGCUCAUGUUACAUCUCAAGUUGUACUCACCUCCCCAUGAAAUGAAAUAUUUAGACACAUAAAAUGUGGUGUAUCUGAUAUCUGUGGUGAUUGUGCCUUUCACUUUUCCUGCAUGGUUUUUGUGAUUUGUUUUCCAUCCCGAAUGUGGACAGUUGUCCACAGACAGGCGAAACCUAUGCAAAAUGAACUGAUGGGUAUUCCAGCAUCCAAUCAGAAAACACAGGUACCCACCCACCAACCCACUCUCAAAACAAGACAAUAAAUGCUCAGGUUAAUGCCUGAA